ACGAUGUUCAUUUUCUAUAGUGUGUAUCAUUGGGUGUGUCAGGUGCCUAUAAGGUGUCAGGAUGUCACUGUCCAUCUCUCCAUGCAGGAGGGGGAAUAUAUAGAGGAACACAGGGGUCUGUACAAGGACGUGAUGAUGGAGAAUCACCGGCCCCUCACAUCACUGGAUGGGCCCAGUAACAGAGCUACCCCAGAGAGAUGUCCCCAUCCUCUGUAUUCCCAGGACUGUACAAAGGAGAAUCACAGGAUCCCACAGGAGGAUAAGGGUGAGCACCUUUCUGAUAUGAAGGCCGAAGAUAUAGAGGGAGAAGAAGAGACGUAUGUGACUGAUAUGAAGGCAGAAGAUAUAGAGGGAGAAGAGACGUAUGUGACUGUUAUGAAGGCAGAAGAUAUAGAGGGAGAAGAAGAGACGUAUGUGUGGAGAGAUCAGAAGUGUAAGGAAGAGGAAAUCCCUACAGGUAUCAGCACAGCAGAUGGAGGCACAAGCAGGAAUUCCUUGGAGGGAGAUCUCAUCUUGUCUGCAGAUAGUAAAAUAGAAGAUAACACCACACAGGAUUCUCCAGGAGACAUCCCCAUUACUCUAACUAUACAUCCAGUACCUCACAGUGCUGAUACACUGAUCAGUGCUGAUACAUCUGAUCCCUCUAAUCGCGAUGACUAUUCUUCCAAUACCUCAGAUUUUGUUACACAUCAUGCAGCUCAUACAUGUGAUAAAAUAUUUCCAUGCUCUGAGUGUGGGAAAAGUUUUGCACGCAAAUCAAAACUUGUUAUACAUCAGAGAAGUCAUACAGGUGAGCGACCAUUUCCAUGUUCUGAGUGUAGGAAAUGUUUUCUGUGUAAAUCAGAUCUUGUGAGACAUUACAGAAAUCACACAGGUGAGAAACCAUUUCCAUGCUCUGAGUGUGGGAAAAGUUUUGUACUCAAGGGACAGCUUGUUAAACAUCAGAAAAUUCACACAGGUGAGAAACCAUUUCCAUGCUCUGAGUGUGGGAAUGUUUUCUGUAUAAAUCAGAACUUGUUAUACAUCAGAGAUGUCACACAGGCGAGAAACCGUUUCCAUGCUCUGAGUGUGGGAAUAGUUUUGCAUUAA
This is a messenger RNA of Pseudophryne corroboree (corroboree frog), 1089 nucleotides long. RefSeq names its product zinc finger protein 41 homolog. The coding region runs from base 4 to 1089 and encodes 361 amino acids. The record is from RefSeq and is a predicted model, not a curated record. Gene Ontology annotation, biological process: regulation of DNA-templated transcription. NCBI's taxonomy places the organism in Eukaryota, Metazoa, Chordata, Amphibia, Anura, Myobatrachidae. The transcript has 4 exons.